ACACUUUGUAUAUGGACAGCAUCAAAGAAAACGCUUUCCAUCACAAUGAAGCUGUAGUAGACGAAGUAAAGAACUCGAAAGAAACUUAUUGCCUUUGAUUUAGACGUCGCUUUGUAAUGUGAGGAGGCUCCACAUGCGCCGCCACGUUCCAAUUAGAAAGUGCUCUUUGCUUGUUGUUUGUUGUUGUUACUGCUGCUGGCAGUUCAUGAACAUGAGAUAAACCACAGUCGCAGCAUGAGCAGCGAAUCGGAGCCAGAGCCAGUUAGCUUAGAGUUCAUCGAGGAUUCAUAUUUGCCCCGCAUCGAUGACAUCACCACAACGCCAUCUCUCGACGAACUGGAAGUAGAAUUGGAGCUGAGUCCAGUUGGUGAUCUUGAGACUGAAUUAUAUUUGCGUAAUCUAACACUCGACGAGAUCUUCUACGAUGUGGACUCGGAUUAUGCCAACACACUUGAGCUACAGGCUGUCGAAACGGAAUUCAUUGCUAGCAAAUUGUCGAAUCAGUCGCCGUCGAUGUCGAUGGCGAAACGUUUCCGCUUAAAGUUCUUCACAAAGCGUACAAUGCGCGAUGUAAAGGUCACGUUCAUAGACUUUUCGAAACCGUAUCUGGCUAAAAUAUCGAAUAGCGAUAACUACAAACGUUUUCUGACCAUCGGUCAUGGUGCAAAAGAUAACACUGCCCACUUGUCGGAGCCUUCGUCUCCAGCCGCAUCUGUGGCAUCUGCAGAGAUUGCCGCCGAGUAUGCAGCGCUUACCCUGGAGGAGAAGGAGCAGCGUCGCGCCGAAUGGAGCCAGGAGCUGGCACGCGUUGAGGAAGAAAUCAAUACGUUGCGCACGGUGCUGGCCUCCAAGACGCGUCAUGCAUCCGAUCUGAGGCGCAAGCUGGGUAUCACUGUGUGGAAGGAGUUGACCGAUGAUGUCAAUCAGGGUGUGAAGAACCUUAAAGAGAGUCAUGUUUACCAAUCGAUGGAGCAGAGCGUGGGCAACAUCAGUAAAGCCGUGCAUGACGCACCACUAUUCCAACGCACCGAGUCGGUGCUGAAGUCGACGGGUGAGAAGACUGCAUCGGUCUUUGGCAGCAUUACGAGUGGCAUUACGUCGAAACUCUCACAAAUGAAAAAUUCAGAAUCGAUGCGUUCUAUCGAGGCCUCGGUUGGCUCUGCCUAUGAGAACGUUAAAGUAAGCUAUGAACAGAACAAUUUUUUGUGCCAAUCUCAUGCGACGAAGGUGACAUCCCGUUCGGGUUCGGUUUCCAGUUUCCCAGACGCUCUAGAUGAGAACAACACAUCAUCGGGACUGAAUUCACCCACAGACUCUCUAACAAAAUAAUCUGCGUGUGAAAAACAUACAUGAACACACACACAGACACACACCCACUUACACACACACAAAGCAGCACGCGUAAAAUAAUCAAAAAAUAAACAAUUACAUUUACAACUUACACACACACACAAAUAUACACAGAGAAACACAGAAAAAUUAUAAUUACUAACACCAACCAAGAACGGAAUUUAAUUAUUUAUACAAAACAUGUGUGUUAUUAUUAUUACAUAUUAUUAUAAUAUUACUUAAUGUUUGUAUCUCAAAUUUAACAUAUGUUUGCGCGCUUUGUUGGCAUUAAUGAAAAAGAAAAAACGUAAAGAAAAUGUGCGUGUGAGUUACACUAAUUUUUUUUCAAAUCUAAAGUGAACUUAUUGAAUUCUUUUUACAUAUGUAAUUCUAAGUGUACGUUAAAUGAAUGGAAUGAAUAAUUACGAUCUAAACGAUAAUCAGCUAUGCAUUGCUAACGUAUUUACGCUAACUUUGUUAACACACACAUACACAAAUACGAUAUAUUUGAGAGAUAUUCUUCAUUCCUAUAUAAAUCUUUUGCCCUGUAGUAAGCUUUAAUUGAAUGAAAAUACUACUGUAUGUAUAUUAUAUAUUUU
Drosophila albomicans is the source of this 1928-nucleotide messenger RNA. RefSeq names its product tumor protein D52. Bases 235 to 1329 code for a protein of 364 amino acids. The transcript is spliced from 6 exons. NCBI's taxonomy places the organism in Eukaryota, Metazoa, Arthropoda, Insecta, Diptera, Drosophilidae. Gene Ontology annotation, cellular component: cytoplasm. The record is from RefSeq and is a predicted model, not a curated record.